Funneliformis mosseae is the source of this 220-nucleotide messenger RNA. NCBI's taxonomy places the organism in Eukaryota, Fungi, Glomeromycota, Glomeromycetes, Glomerales, Glomeraceae. The record is from the annotation of a GenBank genome assembly.
CAAAGAGAAAGCUUCUAAUAUAAAACGAACUAGGGCCUCUCUUACAGGUGCUCAAAAACAAGAAGUUUGUCUAAAAAAAUUACAGAAACCAGCACCUAAAAAUAAAAAACUUGCUAAAAAAUUUAAUAUUUCAAAGGGAAUGAUAUAUAAUAUUUUAAAAGAAAGUGAAAAAUGGUUAGCUUUAAAAUUAGAUUCUUACGAAGCUUCACUUAAAAGAUAG